AUGGCUUCUAUUCAUUUCUUCACUGGAAUUUAUUCAAUUUCAACAUUGCUGAUCUUUAGCAGUAUUAUUUGUUCAGCAGUAAUUCUCUUCGAAAUCAAUGAUAUUUCGAAUGAAGUUUUUAAUGAAAUGAGAGCUUUUAAUUAUUAUUCAACCGACGCGUGGGAAAUGAUGUCAAAUCAAAUCAACAAUUCACCUCCUUCACAACCAACAUAUUUUUCUCGUCUGGCACGUUCUACUGAACAGAAAUGCAAUUGUAGCCAAGCAAACAAUUGUCCGGUGGGACCUCCUGGUCCACCAGGAGCUGCUGGAACAAAUGGGGAGGACGGGAGCCCAGGAGUUGCAGGACAAAAUGGAAAUGAAGGAAAGUCAAUAAAUGCACAAAUUGAUACAUAUGCUACCCCAUCGUGUACUCAAUGCACACCAGGACCCCCAGGAGCGCCAGGGCCCGAUGGAGUUUCUGGGCCAGUUGGAAUUAAUGGUCGACCAGGAGAGAAUGGCGCCGAUGGAAAUCCAGGUGCUCCUGGAGAGGUUGGUGCACCAGGAGAUCAAGGAGGUGCAGGAAACCAAGGGGCUGCUGGAAAACCCGGCUUGCCAGGAAAGAAUGGACAGAGAGGAUCUGGUCACCCUGGACCUACUGGACCAGUCGGUGAAACGGGAAACGCUGGUAACAAUGGACACCCAGGAGUUGAUGGAGAAAAUGGAAAACCUGGAACUCGCGGAGAAGCCGGAUUGCAGGGAAAAGAAGGUCAAACAGGUCCAAUUGGACCAGCGGGACAAAAAGGAGAAAAUGGAAUGCCAGGCCUAGAUGCUGGAUAUUGUCCAUGCCCGGAGAGAACUUACGGAGUGGAACCAAUGCCACCGGCACGUCAAUACGAGGGAAUAUAAGUUUUAUACAUAUAUAUAUAUAUAAAUUAUGUUAUUCUAUUUUCUAGUUGGUUAUUGGCUUGUUGGUUUUUAUAAUUGAAUAAAAGUUAACAGCAAAAAAAU
Molecule: messenger RNA, 987 nt
Organism: Caenorhabditis elegans
Lineage: Eukaryota; Metazoa; Nematoda; Chromadorea; Rhabditida; Rhabditidae
Gene: col-152
Product: Nematode cuticle collagen N-terminal domain-containing protein
Exons: 2
Coding region: 1-885 (294 amino acids)
Molecular function (GO): structural constituent of cuticle
Source: RefSeq, marked reviewed